This is a messenger RNA of Desarmillaria tabescens, 675 nucleotides long. RefSeq lists its product as uncharacterized. Bases 1 to 675 code for a protein of 224 amino acids. The transcript is spliced from 5 exons. The record is from RefSeq and is a predicted model, not a curated record. NCBI's taxonomy places the organism in Eukaryota, Fungi, Basidiomycota, Agaricomycetes, Agaricales, Physalacriaceae.
AUGCUCAAAGACAAGAUUUCUGCAGCAGAAUUACACAUGCUGAAGAGGAAGAAUGAAGCCUUCCAUCACUUUGAGGACACUGUAGCCAAGUGGAAAAAGAUUUCUGGUCAACCUAUAAUCAAGGGGUGCUGUUGUUGGGUCAUCAUACUGAAAGAAAAACAUGUCAAAGAAGGCAUUAAGAUGUUUGAGGGGAUUUUUGUCAGAUGGUGGGUUCAGGAUCUAAAGGGAAAGUAUCAUUUCUCAAGGGACAUUGAAUUUGAUGAGGACAUACCAGGCAAACUAAGCUCCAAGAAGAGAAUGUCAGAACAGAUUGUGGAUGAGGUAACUCUGGAUGAAGCUUUGGCAGAUGACACUCAGCAAAAUCAAGAUGAUGAAGAAUUACCCAAGACCUGGGAUCUAGCCAAACCACCAAUAACUUAUCAAGAAGCAAUAGCAAGACCAGAUAGUGAGCAGUGGAUUGUUGCAAUGGAAACUGAGCAGACAUUGAUGGCAGAGAAGGGAGUGUUUGAUCCUGUACCGGUGACAGUAUUGCUGAAAAACUACAAGGUGGGACACACCCAACAUCCUGAUGACUGUGAUAAUAUAUAUGCUCUGGUUGCCAAAAUGACAAGUAUAUGCAUUAUUCUCACUUAUGCUGCCAAGGAAGAUCUGGAGUUAUACACAUUCAAUGUUUAA